AUGCACGACAGCAUGUGGCGCUGGCGCAACUCCAUGGACCGCUCGCGCCGCAGGGGCGGAAUGAUGGGCGGAAAGGGCGGCGGAAUGAUGGGCCGAAGGGGCAAGGCGGAAAAAGAAUCCGCAGAAAACGAAGCUUUCCCCGCGGGCGACUGCGGGGGAAACGGCGGCGGGGAGAGUCAGGAGCCCCCCCAUUUGGAGCUGAUUCGACGAAGCAUGCGAGCCGUUGGAAAGAUUGCGGGGAUAUCUGGGGAUUCGACGAGCGCUGCUGCCGCCGCCACCACCACAAACGGCGGCAGGAACAGCAUGAUGCACUUCGGAGGAAGGCGGGAGAUGAAUUUUCCUCUCAUGCAUAUGCAUCGCGGACGCAUGCACGUGCCUAUGAUGGGUACUACCCAUAGUAUGGAUAUCGUUGACGUGAAUGAACACCCGAUGCAUUUUCGAGCGGGUACCGAACCUCCCGAGGUUGCUCCUCUGCGCAGUUCGACUCCCUGCGCGUUCUUCUCAUCCAUGUGUGACUUCUUCCGCCGUGUGUUUGGCGCGUCUUCUCCCGCAAUCGAAUUGCCCUCAAACGAGGAUACCGUGGUUGGAUCUAGUGGAAUCGGCGCGCAGUAUCCGCGGAGAAUGAUGCGCGGCAGAGCAGCGUUGGACACUAUGAGCACUUUUGACGCGUUUAAGAACAGUCUCGCUAAUGGCCUUGGUGAAAGCAUCACAACAGAUAAGGAAAAGGUGAUGAUGCCAACUGGAGAUGGCAUGGUAGCAAGGCAGAUGGAUGACAAGGAGAUGGAGGAGAUGAUGGAGGGGAUGAUGGGGGGGAACAGGAUGAUGCUGAGAGUUAUCGUGUCGCUGGUGCUGUUACCGCGCUCAAUACGAUAUCACCUUCUGUCGACGGGGGCUUUGGUGGCGGUGGACGAUAAGGGCGUGGCUUUUGAGCUCGCGGGCGAGCUGAGUCCCAACGAGAUAUGCGUCCACGAGGAUUGCCUUCUCUGGUCCCCGGAAGUUCAUUUCACCAAGGGCCGAUUUAUGAACGUGCAGAAGGAGCUGCGGCGGUCGGGGGGGCUCUAUUGCUCAGUGUGCGGCGGGCGCGGCGCCGCGCUGGGCUGCCGCGUCCCCGCGUGCCGACACACGUACCACGUGCCGUGCGCGCGACGCACUCCCGGCUGUCACUUCGACGACGACGCGUACGUGCUCUCCUGCCCGCAACACCCACCCGCGGCCGUCAAACCGAAGAAGCUCAAGCGCAAGCAGCCGUCCCCGCCGGCGGUGCGGCCGCAUGCGGACGAUUCGGACGAGGAGGAGGCAGAGAACGCGCAGGAUGCGCGGCGGGGGAAGGAGGAUGCACGCGCGCCCCCCGUUGCGGGGAAGAACCAGAGGCGCGCGCGGACAGGCGCAGGGGGAAGGGGCGCGGGGGCGGGGGGGAGAAAGGCUUCCGCGAAGGGAGCGGCUCCAGUGGCGCCCGAGGUUCCUGUAACGAUAGAUGUGACUACAAAGGGCGCUGUCAAGGACGUCACUAUGAAGGAUGUGACUAUGAAGGGCGUAGCGGCCGUGAAAAGCAAAGAAGAGGAUGCGGCACGAGUGGUGAAAGCAUCGGCUCCUAUAGCCAAGGUUCCUGUGACAAAGGAUGUGACUAUGAAGGGUGUGACUCUGAAGGAUGAAGCUGCAGUGGGGAAGAAGACUGAAGAGAGCGCGGCACGUGUGGGCAAGGAGUGCAGACCGGUUGAGCGAGGGUUGCCAUCCACCCCCACCGCCACUUCCCUCGCCUCCCCACCUGCUGAGGGACCGUUCGAGGUGCUCUGUGACUCACACGACGAGCCUGGUGGGGCCGCACGCGGCAGGCUGCAUUAUGCGCCCAUAGCCAAUGGUCAUCCCUCGCCGCCUCCCCUCUUUGCCAGCAUCACGGCGGUCUUUCUGGAAGGCGGCUUCCUCAGCCCUUCCUUUGCUGACGUGGCAAGCAUCCUCCAGUGCGGAGGCGGCACUGUCAUCCCAAGCAGCGCUCUCCACUCCCCCACAGCCAAGACCCUUCUUGCUGCCUUCUCCAACACCAACACAACGAAUAGCACCACGACUGCCAUUGAAAAGAGGAAAGGGGAGGAAGGGGAGGCGAAGAUCCUAUUGGUGGUGUAUGCUGAUGUGCCUGCCAACACGCCGGCUGGGUCGGGUAAGAUGCGGCGGGAACUGGCACUGGUGGAGAAGCGGAGGGAGGCUGCUGGGCUGCUGGGGAAGGAGGUGGGGGCUCGUGCCUGUGUGACGCAUAACUGGAUCAUUGAUUCGGCUGCUGCAUUUGAGCUGAAACCAUUCUAG
This is a messenger RNA of Closterium sp. Yama58-4, 2298 nucleotides long. NCBI's taxonomy places the organism in Eukaryota, Viridiplantae, Streptophyta, Zygnematophyceae, Desmidiales, Closteriaceae. The record is from the annotation of a GenBank genome assembly.